UUCUGUUACAUUGUAGCAAAAUGGCGACUGUCAUUCACAACCCCCUGAAAGCACUCGGGGACCAGUUCUACAAAGAAGCAAUUGAGCACUGUCGCAGCUACAACUCUCGGCUGUGUGCUGAGCGGAGCGUCCGCCUUCCCUUCCUGGAUUCACAAACUGGGGUAGCUCAGAACAACUGCUACAUCUGGAUGGAGAAAAGGCACAGGGGACCAGGCCUGGCCCCAGGUCAGCUGUACACGUACCCAGCACGUUGCUGGCGCAAAAAGAGGCGUUUGCAUCCCCCUGAGGAUUCCAGACUGAAGCUGCUGGAAAUUAAACCUGAAGUUGAUCUGCCUCUGAAAAAAGAUGGAUUCACAUCAGAAAGUACAACUCUGGAAGCCUUGCUGCGUGGAGAGGGAAUAGAGAAAAAAACGGACACUAAAGAGGAAGACACUAUACAAGAAAUCCAGAGGGUUUUAGAAAAUGAUGAAAAUGCAGAUGAAGCGAAUGAGGAAGAGGAUCUGGAAGAAGAUAUUCCAAAACGAAAGAACAGGCCUAGAGGACGGGCUCGGGGAUCUGGAGGUGGCAGGAGACGGAAUGAUGCUGCCUCCCAGGAUGAUCAUGACAAACCCUAUGUCUGUGACAAUAGUUACAAACAAAAGCAUAACUCAAAAAUCUCCGACAAAGUCUGUGGCAAGCGUUACAAGAACAGGCCUGGGCUGAGCUACCACUAUGCUCACACCCACCUUGCCAGUGAAGAGGGUGAUGAAGCCCGCGAGCAGGAGACCCGCUCUUCCCCUGUCCACAGAAACGAAAACCACAAACCCCAGAAAGGACCAGAUGGGGUCAUCAUUCCCAAUAACUACUGUGACUUCUGCCUCGGAGGCUCCAAUAUGAACAAAAAAAGUGGCCGGCCUGAGGAACUUGUAUCGUGCUCAGACUGUGGGCGCUCUGGACACCCGACCUGCCUGCAGUUCACCACAAACAUGACUGAGGCUGUUAAAACCUAUCAGUGGCAGUGCAUUGAGUGCAAAUCCUGCAGCCUUUGUGGGACCUCUGAGAACGAUGACCAGCUGCUCUUCUGUGAUGACUGUGACCGUGGCUAUCACAUGUAUUGCUUGAAUCCACCAGUCUUUGAGCCCCCAGAAGGGAGCUGGAGUUGUCAUUUGUGCCGGGAGCUGCUCAGAGAGAGAGCAUCAGCUUUUGGCUUCCAGGCCUGAGGAGCUCCAGCAGUCAAGAAACACUUUGCUCCUGGUGUUGCCAUACCAGCACACAAUUCCCAUCCAGAACACAAAGACACAACCCACAUCAAAACGAACGGACACUCAAAUACAGGAAGAGGUAUCUGUGGUAUUCACUGUCACUAAUGCCAUACCUCCUGGGCUCUACUAGAAGGAUCAUGUACUUUCCCAGUGCUCCGGAUGAAAUCUCUUCACUGCUAUGCAUGGUUGCUGCUUACCAUUAAGGGCUCACAUGCUUUAUAGAAGGGGGAGGGUUGUUAUAUCGACAUGGAGAAGUCAAUUUUGUGUGGCCUUGUGUUUUCUGUUUCAUCUUCUUUUUAAAGAAGUAAGAUAUCUCCCAGGGAAUUAUUGGUGAGUACUUCAGCUGGGAGCAGCACCAGUUGUUUCUCUUCACAGGCAUGACUGGAAAUGUCUUUACUGCAACCACUCUGUAUUCGCAGGGGGGCUUUGUGAGUUGCAUUAGUUCAAUACUUCCCAGGUCAUCAACAACGUGUUGUCACUGAGAGAAGCGCUGAUCAAAAUUUUUGGGGGUGACGCUUUGUCCCUUGGAUCAAGUGCUUUGAUUUGGCAGCUCUUUAGAAAUCUGGGUUUAGUAUCUCUGAAGGAAGAACAGUACCAGUAUGUACACACACACACAUGCUUAGAAAAGCCUACCAUCUUUGGCAAUUCAGGAUAUUCAGGCACACGGUCCCACUGUAGUGCCAGCAUACAGUCCAGACUCAUCAUUUUAUUUUUGUUCGGAAAAUCGCAAAUGGUUAUGUAUGUAACUGACUUGCUGUUUAGCUCAGAAAAUUGAACAAAAGAAAAACAUCAUCUUAAGUUGACCAUAGAAAGUGAAAUUGUCAGUUUUCUGAGCAAUCUAAAGUAAGCUUCAAAAAGGAACAACUUUGGCUUAGGGUCAAAUGAAGCACUUUUGAUUAAUAUUUUAAAAUUUCUAAACUAAAAUGUUCUGCAGCUUAAAGUUGCAUUUUAUUCCAGGAAUUGCCUAAUCAGGACUUCCAGCAUUUCCAAAGUGUUACUGUUUUUUAUCAAAGCAAUUAUCAAGAUCUAGCUGAAUUUUCAAAUAAUUUUGCCCCCAAAUUCUCUACAACCACAUUUUUGGCAAACAUGAUAAUUUGUCAGAAAACAUUCCCCAGCUCUAUAGGAGGGAAUAAUUUACUGAACCUAAUAUGAAAAGAAAGAUUUUCAUAAUGAUUUUAAAAUUUAAAUAGAAAUAGUUGUACUUUAUUUAAACAAACCUCUACAUGUGAAAUGAAGAAACAUUAAGCAAGAGCAUCAGUUGAAAAAAUAUUAUUACAGUUGAGUCUCUUUGAAUAAUUUAAGACAUCACUAGGAGGACAAGUGAGUACAUUAAAGAAUUUCUACCAGAUACAUCUUUAAGGUUAAAAACCUGCAACUCCCCGAACUGCCAAGUAGCCCAGAAUGACCAUUUUCUUGGAUAUGAUGUAUAUUACUUUUUAUGCAUAGAUUUAAGUGGGUUUAUAAUAUAGAUUUAUGAAAGUCCCAAGCAGCAUGUGACUCGAGUUGCUUGUACAAGUAGGUAGACACUGAAGAUUAUAUUUGGCAUAUUUAUAUUGGUUGAAACUUUUCUGCAAAAUUAAAUGUCCCUGAACACUUGAAAGGACAUUGUGAAAGAAUAUUGGUGAGCUAAUUUUUCUUCCUUCUCCUGCUAAUUACACUUAGUUAGAAUGACCUAUACUGACCUAAUGCACUUUCCCUCAUUAUUUAGGUAGUUUCUUCACCUUUUGCAUUUUGUUCAGCUUGCACGCUGAAAGUAGCCAUGUCAGCUGCCGGAUUCUCCCACAUACUGUUGCACCCUCUUCUCAGGCUGCAGCAGGAGUAUUUUAACCUGCUAGAAAAAGAUUUAGAAAGUAUUUUUCCUAGUCAUAUUGGACCAAAUCUCUCCUGGAGCAGCUGCACUGGCUACCUGUGAAAUUCAUUCAAUACCUUAUGCUUUCCAUGUGACAGCCCCUCAGACAAACCGAGAGUACAAAGAAAUUUGAGCAUCAGGUGCGGGGAGGGUAAAGCGGGAGCCCAUGGACCUGCGUUAGGUGUCUGGUACCUGUUGGGACAAAGCUCUAGAAAAAAUGUAAAAUGAAGGGUCUUCCUCCCACUCUGGAACUGCCCUGGCCCUGGGGAGCACUUGGGGGCCACAGCUCAUCCCCGUGAGCAUUUGCACCCAUCUGUUGGUGUGGUCUAACCCUGCUGACCUGGCGCUUUGGGACCAUCUCAUGGUUCAGGCCAAUACAAAGUCCUGUUGCUGCUGUGGCCAGGAAUGCAAGUAUGUAUUCACCAGAGACACCGCUGGGCUCUCUCGUGGAAAGCAGGUGUUUUGGCUAGAGGGGCUGGAGCUGAGAACUGCGUGCGCUGGAGGAAAGUUUUAUGGUGGUGCUGGUGGUGGGAGCAGCAGAGGUGGGUUAGUGUUUGGGCUGGUGCUCAGCUACCAGUCCUGCUGGGCUUAGGGAGCUCCAUCAUAAAAAUGGCCAUCACCUUCCAGUUUCCUGGUAUUUGCAUUGGCCUUGGGAAAGGAGUAGGACAAUGUCUGCAUUAUCAGAUGGAGAGGAAAAUGCAUAUUGUUUUAGCCUGCGUGUUAAGCAGACAGUGGUGGCUCAUCGUGAAAGUGUCAGGUAGCCCUGUUGGUGGGACCAGCUGGUGCAGAAAGUAGUGCUCUCCAUCCCUGUGACAGAGACAUUGCUAAAUGAGCUGUGCUCUGCACUCACACCUGCUUUUCUAUUUUGUGGUUUGAUCCAUAGUGCUGACUGUUUUCUCCUCCCACAACCACUCUGCAUUGAACAGUGUCUUUCAUGUUUGGAAAUAUUCCUCAGUGGCCUUGCUGAAGUUUCAUCACUAAUGAGGUAUGACGGAAGCAGAGAGUGCUAGAUCUUCAGUGGCAAAAUGUUGUUUGCCAUUUGAGAUCAGUAUAAUAGGGUACUUACACACAGUGGUCCGGCUGCAUUUCGUCUCUCCAGCUUUGUGCUAUGUCGCUGUGUAGCCAGGCAGCUCCAGGUGACUUUGGCAGCAGAUGAGAUGCAAGCUCUCCCACAUUGAGAACUUCCUCCAGCUACAGUCUCCCUUCUUCACUAGCUCGCUCUAAGAUAAGGGGCUGGGACGGACCUCUCAGUGACGUUUUAGCAUGCGUUCAGAGUCAUACGUCUCAGUGCACUUCAGAAAUAUUAAUUGAUCCACCAAGUGAACAAUGCUGUACCCGCUUUACCAAGAUGUGGAGAGGUUGUGGCACAGCCAUGGGGGUGAGGCAUAGGAGUUUAGAAACUCUGGUAACUGAUUCCCUGUCACCUGGUACUCCCAGGGGACAGCCUUCCUGCAUGACCGCUGGGAUGAACGACACCAUCCACUCUCAGGCAAGUCUUGAGACCGCUCGUAGCAGUGAUCUGGUCUGGGCAGUAAACGACGUGAGGACUCUGGCUCUGGAUGCUCCUUUCUCUCUUGCUGUGGCAGGACGUGCAAGUUGGGUGGCAGCCCCUGAGGUGACCAAACUCUGGCGUAUUUCAAAACUCUUCUGAGUAGGCAAGGCAAGUAAUAUUUUAGCACAAAUCAGGGCAAACUACCAGGGGAGAUAGUAGAUCCUGCGUCCCUUGAAGUCUUCAAAUCAAGAAUGGGCAGCUUCCUAGAAGAUGUGUUUUAAUUAAACACAAUCUUAGUUAAUCACAGGAACGUCUGACUGAAAAAGGCUUGUGUUAUAGAGGAAGUCAGGCUGGAUGAUGUAAUUGUUCUUCCUGUCCUUAUUAUGAAAACAGAUGUUUACUGUGGGACAGGAUGUAUUUAAAUACAAGCUGUGUCUGCAUAAUGGCCUUCAAGUACGUUAGUUUAAACGUAUUCAUGUGCUCCUUCUCAUUUUUAACCCAUUUUGGCUAACGUAAAAAAGGUCAGUUAUAGUAAAUUACCUUUACUGAUGCAGUAAAUUGUGCAUUACCUCCUUCACGCCCAUGAUGGCAGCUACAUUGGUGUUAGCUACCUCAGGCUGUUCCUGAGUUUGAACGAUUCAGACUAUAUCGUGUAAAACCACGGCUUGGUUCUGGCUUUUCCUCCAUCAUGUUUGUGUGUUGUGUUGCCCAGUUUUCUGCCCCAUGGUGGGAAGGCUGGCUGGGGAGGGGACCUGCUGUGGUGGCAGCCUCAGAAACCGGAGGGGUGGAGAAACGGCCAUAAAAAGGGGGUGCAUCCAAGUCAUACCACUGAGGAGGUGAGCUCACGUUACCAUCACAGAGCCUCCCCUGUAGCUUGGAAAAGGCAACACCUUUACGAAACAUGAGAUGGGUCCCAUUCUGCCUCCAAACUGUACUUCCAUAGAUGUGCCUUUGGACAGAGUGUACAGCAUUUCUGUAAAGUUACCUUAGGCCAGUUCUUGAGCUAGGAAAGCCACUGUUAAGUGUGUUAUUUUGAAGCAAAUGUUGCUGUAAAUAACUUUGAAAUGAUUAUUUCUCAGCUUUCUUUAAAAGGAGCUUAGUAAAUUCUGCCCCAAAGGAAGACUCUCCCGCAGUGUGCAGUGUGCAGUGUUAUGGGGCUGUUGCAUGUUCUUUACACCUACAGCGUGUGUUUUGACAGGGGUCAUUUGGGAGGUAAGGAGUGGAUGGGGGUAGAAAACAAUAUUAAUUAAGCUUGUCACUGCCGGAGGGAUAGUGUGUAUUGUGUGCAAGGAAAUUCCAGGUAGAGCUGGGCAUGAUUUUUCUGUGUGGAAUAAAUUUAUUUUUAAAAAAUGUGGUUUUGAGAGAACCACAAUUAUUCACAUAUCCAAGUUCAAUCUGGCAAAUUAUUUCAUACAAAAAAUAUGGGGGGAAUAUUGGAAGAGCUGAAAAUGCUUGUUUCAAUCUUUUUAGAAUGAAUCACUUCAAUAUUUGACUU
This is a messenger RNA of Harpia harpyja (harpy eagle), 6077 nucleotides long. It is a transcript of the gene DPF3, whose product is annotated as double PHD fingers 3. Bases 21 to 1199 code for a protein of 392 amino acids. Gene Ontology annotation, biological process: nervous system development. The transcript is spliced from 12 exons. The record is from RefSeq and is a predicted model, not a curated record. Lineage: Eukaryota; Metazoa; Chordata; Aves; Accipitriformes; Accipitridae. Gene Ontology annotation, cellular component: nBAF complex; nucleus.